CAAGGGAAAUCUGGCUCCAGGCCAAGCCGAGAGGCGGAGUGACGCGUGUCGGCUGCCUUUUGCCCGCCGCUCUGAUUCUGUGCGACCGGGCCUUGUGCGUCGGGCCCGGGCUAAUACGCAAGGAGGUUGCUUCUGUUCUGGAAGGGGCUUUCCCCCUCAGUUUUUGCUUCCUCGCCUUCUCUCGUGUGCUUUGACUGGCCGCUGCUCCCUGUGACUGUUGCACGACUGCUGCUUUUUAUCAUAUCGUGCAUAUUUUCAUGCAAAAUAAGCAGUAGCCUAAUAAUAAUAAUAAUAAUAAUAAUAAUAAUAAUAAUAAUAAUAAUACAAGUCUUCUGAAGACGUGUAAUGAGUAUUUAUUUAAAUUUUGAGUCAUUCUGUAAUGAGUGUCAUUAGAAUUGGAAAAUGUAUAAAUGGCAAUGAUAUAAAGCAGGCUUCCUCAAACUCGGCCCUCCAGAUGUUUUGAGACUACAAUCCCCAUCAACCCUGAUCACUGGUCUUGCUAGCUAGGGAUGAUGGGAGUUGUAGGCCAAAAACAUCUGGAGGGCCGAGGUUGAGGAAGUCUAAUAUAAAGGUUAAUUUUGAAAGCCAUGAGACGGGAGGGAAGGAAGUCGAUAGGCUCUAAGAGUCAGGGCGGUAUAGUGGAUAAUGUUGAUGUGAAUGUUGUAUAAUAUUAAAAGGAAAAUAAAAAUCACACACACACACACACAUAUAUAUAUAUAUAUAUACCCACCCAUCUGGCUGGGUUUCUCCAACCACUCUGGGUGGCUCCCAACAGAACAUUAAAAACACAAUAAAAGAUCAAACAUUAAAAACUUCCCAAAACAGGGCUGCAGUAAAGAGACAAGGGACUGUGUUUCUUUUUAUCCCAUUUACCCCUUCUUCCAAGGAGUUCAUAUGAUUCAACAUGUUUCUUUCUUCUGAUCUCCCCCUCUCCACCCCCACCCCAUUUUAUUUUCACAACCAACCUGCAAGGUAGGGCUAGGGAGAUGGACUGGGCCGAGGUGCCAACCUGAAUAAAGUAUUGGAGGGUCCAGGAAGCCCUGAAGAAGCUGCACAACUGCUUGGCAGCAAGAAUGUUCGUGUGAAUUGUUUGGAUGAGCAUGGCAUGACUCCUCUGAUGCAUGCUGCAUACAAAGGAAAAGUUGAGGUCUGCAGACUGUUGUUGCGACAUGGGGCUGAUGUUAACUGCAAUGAACAUGAACACGGAUAUACGGCUCUGAUGUUUGCUGGGCUUUCAGGCAACAAAGAAAUUACGUGGAUGAUGUUGGAGGCUGGAGCAGACACAGAUGUCGUGAACUCAGUGGGAAGGACAGCAGCACAGAUGGCUGCCUUUGUGGGUCAACAUGACUGUGUCACUGUUAUCAACAAUUUCUUUCCUCGAGAAAGGUUGGAUUACUAUACAAAACCACAAGGACUUGAUAAAGAACCCAAACUGCCAGUCAAGUUAGCUGGACCUCUGCAUAAGAUCAUUACAACUACCAAUUUGCAUCCUGUUAAGAUUGUGUUGCUAGUGAAACAAAACCCUCUCCUAGCAGAAGCUGAAGCAAUGCAGAAAUGCUACAGAGUGCUGGAUCUGAUUUGCGAGAAGUGUAUGAAGCAGAGAGAGAUGAAUGAAGUACUGGCCAUAAAAAUGCACUACAUUAGCUGUAUCUUCCAGAAAUGCAUCCUCUUCCUUAAGGAGCGAGAGGAUAAAUUGGAUGGAUUAAUCAAAAGCCUAUUAAAAGGCAGAGAUGCAGAUGGUUUUCCAGUAUUUCAAGAGAAGCUCAUCCGAGAAUGCAUUCGGAAAUUUCCUUACUGUGAAGCAACCUUGCUCCAGCAGCUUGUGAGAAGCAUUGCCCCAGUUGAAAUUGGCUCUGAUCCUACAGCUUUCUCUGUACUGACACAAGCAGUUACUGGCCAAGUGGGCUUUGUGGAUGCUGAAUUUUGUACCACAUGCGGGGGGAAAGGUGCAGCCAAAAGAUGUUCCGUUUGCAAAAUGGUGAUCUACUGUGAUCAAGACUGCCAGAAAAUGCACUGGUUCACACACAAGAAAGUAUGCAAGACAUUAAAGGAAGCCCACGAGAAGCAGGAGUUGGAAGCUGCCAAGGCAAAGAAGCAGCAAGAAGCGAAGCAAAAGAGAGAGGCAACACGUGCAGCAGAAUCUGCUUUAACAAGUGAAGAGCAGUUGGCCUCUGAACCAGGAGGCAACAAAGAAGAGGAACUAAAAUGCGUGGGAGACAGAACUGAGGAGGUGGUUCCUAAGAAGGAGGUGCCUGCGCUGUCCCCUCAGGACGACAAGGCCCUUGAAGGAGAGACUAGUCUAGCGGACAUCACGGUUGAAAAAGCUCAUGAGUCCGAGGAGUAAGAAAAGCUGGAGGGCCCAAGGCUUUAUGGAGGAUGUCCUCUAGGCCACAACAUCGGGAUAUGCAGGUCAAUGGAAUGCAGUAAUAAUGCUCACUCUUGACAUAUGCUGUGAUCCAGCACAUGUCAACUUAUUUGUCCUGUGUAACUACAUCGCAUCAUCCUAGACUGUGAUGACAAGAGCUGAACCAUCUGAUCAAAACUAUAAGAGCAUACCCAUCUGCCUUCAUGCCUGCACAAAGCGUAGAAGACUUAAAUGGUGUCUGAGAAGAGGGCCAUUUGCUAGCAAAAUUUUAAAAAUAUCUUAGACUUCAGUGCAAUAAAGCGCUUGGUCAUGAUACUGUUAGAUCAUAAGGGAUGCAACCAUCUAAAAGUUAAGUUUUUCUGGCUACUGUACAGAUUUUGAAAGCUAGUACUGCUACCAGUCUGUUUUCAUUAAACAAAAUCCUGCUCAUC
Zootoca vivipara (common lizard) is the source of this 2796-nucleotide messenger RNA. The record is from RefSeq and is a predicted model, not a curated record. NCBI's taxonomy places the organism in Eukaryota, Metazoa, Chordata, Lepidosauria, Squamata, Lacertidae.